Messenger RNA from Rubroshorea leprosula, 2778 nucleotides. The record is from the annotation of a GenBank genome assembly. NCBI's taxonomy places the organism in Eukaryota, Viridiplantae, Streptophyta, Magnoliopsida, Malvales, Dipterocarpaceae.
ACUUCUUAUCAAAAUCAAUUGGCUGCCAAAAAAUGUAUGUUAAGCAAGGGUUCGUUUCUCUCCAAAAACAAUCCGGCCAGUCCAUGUUACAGUACUUGCAAUCUGUCAAAAAGGCAGCAGAUAACAUGUAUGGUGUUGGUGAGUAUUUGACUGACAGAGACAUAGUAUUUCAGGCUCUUACAGGACUUGAUACUGAAUAUAGUGUUGCUAAGAGAACUAUUUCGCACAGAUCUCCUUUUCCUUCAUUUGUGGAUCUUCAAUCUUUACUGCUUAUUGAAGAAUCAACAUUGCAAAGAGAAAAAUCUAUCAGUGCUUUACCUUUUGUUAACUCCAGUGCACAACAGGUGUUGCAGACCUCGGUUCACUCAUCUUGUAUGGGCUCUUCAAUUCCUGAGGCAUAUUAUUCUGGUACUCAGUCCCGGCUUGAUUUCUUUGGCAUCAACCGAGGCCAUGGAAGCUUUUAUAGAGGAGGCCGUGGUAACAAGCAAGGCGGUCAAGGUGGUCAUGUUUUUCAUGGCUCAUUCUCCAAUUUUGAUCGUGGGUUCUAUUCUGGAGCACCCACUAAUCCAGGGCAUGGCUCCCCAUCUUUUCUCAAUACUGCUGGGAAUCCUUCCUCAUUACAGCACUCAUCUUAUGGCCAGCAUUCAUCUCAUUUCCGUGGUAGUAGUUUACCACCAUUAUUGCCGAAUCCGCCCAUGUCUGCUUGUCAACUUUGUGAUCAAUUGACUCAUAAGGCUCGUGACUGCCCUCUGUUAAUUGGCACAAAUAUUGCCUCAUUGUCCUCUGCUCCGGCAACGCUCACAGCCACAACAUUCCCUACCGUUCCGGACAGCAAAUGGUACAUUGACUCUGGUGCUAAUACCCAUGUCUCUAGUGCCCCUAGUAAUCUCUCCCACUCCUCUCCUUACUCCGAUUUAGAGUUUAUUCAGGAUAUCCACUUGAAGAAUGUCCUGCUUCAUUGCAAUAGUGCGGAGGGACUUUAUUCUGUGUCUAGCUCGUCUCAAAGUCAUCCUAUGGUCCUUACUACUGCAGUUGUGUCUCUUGGUGUUUGGCAUCUUCGUCUUGGUCACCCAAGUUCAGACUCUAUUACUCAAUUGUUUGGUGCUCGGAUUAAGGCUUUUCAAUGUGAUAAUGGCCGUGAAUAUGAUAAUGCAGAUUUUGCUACUCAUUUUCAAAACAAUGUUUGCGAUGCUGCAUCCCCUGCUUCCGCCCAAUCUGCAUCAGGGCCUGAUGCUUCUCUCUUCACUACUUCGAUUGGUGAUUGUCCUGUGACUGCCGAUGGCUCUGUUCCUACUCCUACUCCUGCUUUACUCUUGCCCCUGCAUUGUCUUCUUCAGUUCCUUCUUCUUCUUCGGCUGAUGCUCCUCGGCGCACUCACAGAACCCAAGACUUUUAAGCAAGCUUGUAAUCUUCCAGAGUGGCAACGGGUUAUGCAAGAGGAAUUUCUGGCUCUACAGCACAAUCAAACUUGGGUUUUGGUAUCUCCUCCAUCCGGUGCUAACAUUGUGGGAUCGAAAUGGGUUUAUCCUAUUAAACAGCAAAAUGAUGGUAGUAUUGAGCAUUAUAAGGCUCGACUUAUGGCGCAAGGGUAUACACAGCAGCCUGGGAUCGAUUAUGAUGAGACUUGUAGUCCGGUGGUCAAACCUGUUACCAUCCGAACAAUUAUUACACUUGCCCUUUCCAAGUCUUGGCCGAUUCAUCAACUUGAUGUGAAGAAUGCCUUUCUUAAUGAACAUUUAUAUGAGCCUAUUUAUAUGUAUCAACCACCUGGGUUUGUGGAUCCACAAUAUCCAGAUCGUGCUUGCCUUCUUCAACACGCUCUUACGGCCUAUUAUGAUUGUUCUAUGUGUCUAUAUCGCUCAAAUGCCUCUUUUAACCCUGAUGGUCUUUUUCUCUGUCAAACUAAGUAUAUAUUUGAUUUGUUGGCUCGCACUGGCAUGUCUGACUGUAAUGCUGCUGCUACUCCUAUGUCCCCUAGGCAAAAAUUGGCUGCUUCUGAUAGUCCUCCUUAUUUGGAUUCCACUCAAUAUCGUAGUAUAGUUGGUGCUUUACAAUACCUGACCUUUACUCGUCCUAAUAUUGCUUUUACGAUUCAUCAAGUUUGCCAGUAUAUGCAUGCUCCGACUCAAAAUCAUUUUCAGGCAAUGAAACGGAUACUUCGAUAUUUGAAGGGUACUGCUCAUUAUGGCCUCCAGCUAUUCAAGGAAUUUUCUCCUUCUUUGCAUAUUUAUAUUGAUAAUACUAUUGCUCGAUCUAGUGCUGAGGCUGAGUAUCGUGCUAUGGCUAAUGUCGUCGCUGAGGUUGUUUGGGUUCGGCAAUUAUUGGCUGAGUUACACGUCUUUCUCUCUUCUGCUCCCAUUGUGCUUUGUGAUAAUAUCAAUGCUCUCUAUUUGGCUCUCAAUCAUAUACAGCAUCAGCGAACAAAACACAUCGAGAUUGAUAUUCAUUUUGUUCGGGAACGGGUUGCUUCUCGUGCCAUCCUUUUGCAGCAUGUCCCUUCCUCUUUACAGCGUGCUGAUAUUCUUACUAAGGCUUUAUCAUCAACUGCUUUCUGUUCUCAACGGUCCAAUUUGUGCGUGCUUCAUCAGCCCGCCCCAAUUGCGGGGGAAUGACAGUAUAAUAUUAUAUUUGAGGGCAUUUAUGUAAUUUAUGCAGUGCUGUAUAUACAUAUAAAUAUGUAACGCUAAUUUUGUAUUUGAAUGAGAAGCAUUAUUCACGGUUUCAGGGAGGUUAAUGUCAAAGAAAAAAUAAAACAAACAAUAGAAAAUCUUUUCAUAA